Messenger RNA from Manduca sexta (tobacco hornworm), 5241 nucleotides. RefSeq names its product glutamate--cysteine ligase catalytic subunit (gene Gclc). Gene Ontology annotation, cellular component: glutamate-cysteine ligase complex. The record is from RefSeq and is a predicted model, not a curated record. Bases 411 to 2414 code for a protein of 667 amino acids. The transcript is spliced from 11 exons. Gene Ontology annotation, biological process: glutathione biosynthetic process. Gene Ontology annotation, molecular function: glutamate-cysteine ligase activity. NCBI's taxonomy places the organism in Eukaryota, Metazoa, Arthropoda, Insecta, Lepidoptera, Sphingidae.
AGCUUGUCUUUAAUGAAUGAAAAUAUUGAAUGGAGUGGUCGAUCGCUAGAGUAUAAGUAUUUUGGGAAAUUUUGUAAAACUCUGUGUAAAACUGACAGAGUCUCUGGUUAGAGUGUUUUUUAGCUUUACAGGUAUUUUAUUUCUUUUAGAUAAUUUAUGUAUUUUAAUUUGUUAUCCUGUUGUCAAAUUAUCACAUGCGGUGGUGCUUUUAAUAUCAGUGUUGAAGCGUGAUUAAAAUUAUCAUUAUAAACUUUCAAUUAGAUUUCAUUGAAAAAAAAAUUGCGGCGACUUAAAUCCUGUAGUGAAACAGAUAUGGAUUUUUUAAUUUCUCAUAUAAAUAAUUGAAUCAUUUUGAUCAAAAACUUUGAAACUCUUAAAAGCAAAUGUAGACUUGUAACUUCAUGCAUUAAAUGAACAUUUUAUUAAAAGUGAGAAGUGUGUACUUGAGCGUUGGAACUGUAAAAAAUUUGUGUGGAACACGUUUUGACUUGCGACGAUCACCGGUAGCUAGAAUGGGUUUAUUAACAGAGGGAAGUCCACUCUCAUGGGAGGAGACGAAGGCGUUGGCGGAGCAUGUUCGACAGCACGGCGUCGAGCAGUUUAUCAACUUGUACAGCAAACUGCAAGAAAGAACAGGGGACGUGCUCAAGUGGGGCGACGAGGUAGAAUAUAUAAUAGUAAAAUUUGAUGAUGAAAAUCAGAAAGCCACAGUGAGUCUCAGGGCUGACGAACUCUUGCCCAAACUACAAGAAAAAGAACUAGCUGAUCCACAAAAUGUGAAAUCAUUAUGGCGCCCCGAGUAUGGUGCCUACAUGGUGGAAGGUACACCUGGCAAGCCAUAUGGUGGGCUUCUGGCACAUUUCAAUAUUGUAGAAGCGAAUAUGCAGUACCGCCGGGCUGAGGCUAGCGCUCUUCUCAAGGAUGGCGAAGUUAUCAUGAGCUUAACAAACUUUCCUAGAUUAGGGUGCCCGAACUUCACAAACCCGCCGUUUACACCAACACCAAAAGAUGGAGUAACAAAAUCGCUUUAUUUUCCUGAUGAAGGCAUAUUUCCGGGACAUCCUAGGUUUAAAACAUUGACUGCAAAUAUACGGCAGAGACGAGGAGAAAAAGUUGCUAUCAAUCUACCAAUAUUCCGCGACAAAAACACGAAGAUCCCCGUCGACGAGGCGCACGCGCUGGAGCCAGGUGCAGCGCUGCCCGACUGCGUGUACAUGGACGCGAUGGGCUUCGGCAUGGGUUGCUGCUGCCUGCAGCUCACCUUCCAGGCGUGCUGCAUCACCGAGGCGCGGACGCUCUACGACCAACUUGCACCACUCUGCCCUAUUAUGCUAGCGUUGUCGGCGGCGUCGCCGAUCUACCGCGGGUUCCUGACUGACGUGGACUGUCGCUGGAACGUGAUCUCCGCGUCAGUGGACUGCCGCACGCGCGAGGAGCGCGGCCUCGAGCCUCUCCGCAACAACAAGUUCCGCAUACACAAGUCGCGCUAUGACUCCAUCGACUCUUAUCUCUCGCCUCAACAUGAAAAAUACAACGACAUUCCAAUAGUGCACGACGAGAACAUCUACCGGCGGCUGCGCGAGGGCGGCAUCGACCACCCGCUGGCCAUGCACGUCGCGCAUCUCUUCAUCAGGGAUACCGUUUCGCUCUUCUCAGAGAGGGUUCAUCAGGAUGACGAAAACGACACUGAUCAUUUUGAAAACAUCCAAUCGACGAACUGGCAGACCAUGCGGUUCAAGCCGCCGCCACCGAACUCGUCGAUCGGGUGGCGCGUCGAGUUCCGCCCAUGCGAGGCGCAGCUCACCGACUUCGAGAACGCUGCGUACGUGUGCUUCGUGGUGCUGCUCACCAGGGUCAUACUCUCUUACCAUCUCAACUUCGUCAUGCCUAUCAGCAAGGUGGAUGAGAACAUGCAGCGUGCGCAGAAGAGGGGCGCGGUGUUGAGCGAGAAGUUCUGGUGGCGCCGCGACGUCGGCGCGCCCAGCGACGUGGCGCGCCUCGCCACCGAGCCCGCCGACCAGUACGCCGAGAUGACGGUCGACGAGAUCGUUAACGGAAAGGACGGAGUAUUCCCCGGGCUGAUCCCGCUGAUCGAGUCGUACCUGUCGGGCAUGGACGUGGACGCGGACACGCACUGCUCGGUGCAGCAGUACCUCAAGCUCAUCCAGCGGCGCGCCUCCGGCGAGAUCUCCACCAUGGCCACCUGGAUGCGGAACUUCGUCACCACCCAUUCGCAAUACAAGCAAGAUUCGGUGGUGAGUGAGAAGAUAAACUACGAUCUGCUGAAGACAGCAUGCGGCAUCCAGUCGGGGUCGAUCCCGGCGCCUACGCUGCUCGGCGGUAGCACCGUCUCCAAGACCAACGAAGACAUUCCCAAAGCAUUUAGUAAAAUGAUGGGCAAGGACUGCCCCUAACGAGCGAGUCGCUCAACAGUCUAGUGCCUUCUUUGCCGCGGGUGCACUCCUAUGCCUAGUGUAUUAGUUACUAUUAUAUAGUUGCCUUAUAUUAUUUUAGUGACGUUAAUUUCUCCCAAAUAAACAAAGAUGCUCUGUUAUAAUCAUAGAACUAUUCUAUACAACGACAAAUUUAUUAAAGCCUAGCUUUUGCACGUGGCUUCGACCCGUGAAAGUUUUUCAGGGAUAAAAGUCCCGCUGUAUAUUUCCCCGGGAUAAAAGUAGCCUAUGUCCUUCUCAUGGUCUCAAACUAUCUCCACACCAAUCGUUCCUUAUUCUAAAUAGCCCAGUGGUUCAGCCUUGAAAGCGUUACCCACAGAAAGAAUAUAAUACUUUCUCGUUUAUAAGUAUGGAUGGACUAUAGAAAAACAUUCCUCGAAUGACAACCAUUUCAAUCUUAAAUUAAAACCACUGUGGGUGAAAAUGUGUUUUUUUUUCACACAUUUAGUUCAUGCACAGUUAGGCUAACGUAGGAAGGUAAUACUUUAUGGAGUUUAAUGAAUUUAGAAGAUAUUAUCGAGUGGAUUCUGUUGCUUCGGAUUGUACAUGCAGACAUGUUGCACUCGUGGCCGCGGAUACGUUGUUUCGUGAGACAGGUUAUUGAGAUUGUUAAUAAUACCUUUUAGAAGAGUUGUCCAUAGAAAAUGUUGUUAUUACGAGGCACUCACACGACCGUUUGAUUUGAAUAAACUCGAUCCAAUUUUUUGGAAUUACAAGUUCGCCGGAAUCUCAGUUCAGCGUCCACGUAAUAUCGAAACAUAUAACUGCGGUUCUCAUUCCUGAUUCAUAUUUAUGCUAGUUUUCAAAUUAGUCUAAACUUUGCACAAUCCGAUUCCAAUGGAAUAGUCCAUAUUAUGAAGUUAGCUGUGAAACAAUAAGAAACAAUGAGACAGAUGAGUUAUUUCUUUUUUAUCAAAGUUUUAUGAUUGUCCAAUCAUAUAGCAAAAUUAUCAAAAUGAAUAAUAAAUAAUUUACAACCGUUUAAAAUCGUUACUGGAAACUGUCAAAAACUAAAUAGAAAUGUGAGUAGACAGAUAUGACAUCACCAGUCGUAAAUAGUCGUAAUGAUGCGCGCAUAAGAAAGAGAUAGAGGGAUAGAUAUCCGUACUAGGCGCCUUGUUUUGUUCUUUGCAAUAUUGAAACAAGAAAUUAUACAUAAUUUUUAAACCAAUGUUCAUGCUGUAUCCGCAAUUUUUUUCCUUUUAUAGUUUUAUAAACGGUCAGGUAUAAAUAAUGUACAAGAUCAAACGUAAUCCUCCACCUUUUUAUUAACAAACUAUUGAGGUCGGUUGCACUGAAAUAGAAGCGCCCGCGUCUGACACCUCAAAUUGCGUUGUGCGCAGCGAAACGUACCUACGAUGUUUCGAGGCGUCGUUAAGUUUGAAUCGGAUUGUAUUAUAUUUAACCUUUAAAAUAUGUAACUAAUUUCAGACAUAUCUUGCUAUUCAAUUUGCUUUUGAAUUCAUUGAGUUCCUCGUUGUUGACCUACACAAAAUAAAUAUAUGAUUAUAAUUGCGCUUUCAUGUUGUAUCAGUCCUAAAUAUUCAACUUCGUUGAUUCCUUUUGUCUUAUUAGCAUGCACCUUAAAUUGAUGCAUUUGAUUCACAGUUAUCAUUUAUAUACCUACGUUAGUUGAUCUAAAGGAGUUGAGCAAACUUUAUAAAGCAUCAGUUGGCUACUAGCAUUUAAAACAGUAUUAAUUUUGUUGUAUAUUAUACAAUCCGUCGGAUACUCAGCUGUGUCGUAAAAAAUUGCAGUGUUUUGAAUGGUUGAUUGCAUGAAAUACUGUUUCAACUUAUAGUUAAGAAUAUUACCCGUUUGUUUGCGUUAUGUUAUAAUUUAUGUCUAAAAUACCACUUUGGCUUCAAAUAUUACUUGUACCUUAUUUAAACGCGCUAAUGUAUCAUUAUAAAAAUAAAUUGUUAUGCUAGAUUUAGACUAGCAAGUGCAUGUAGCAAUAUGCUGCGCAAGAGUUGCAGAUUUCAGCUUGCCGUGAUUGAUUACACGGUAUUAUUUUUUUAUGCAAAUCGACUUCUGCUAGUUUAUUUGGUAAUCUAAACUUUGUUUUAUUUAACUUAACAAAAAAAAAACAAGUAUUACAAUAGAUUGUUUGGUGUUUUAAUGAGGUUUUGUUACUACCAACCAUAGGAACGUAGCUCAAAAAUAAUAAUAAUGCAAGGAUGUAAGUGAAAAGUGGGGUUUACUGGACUUGUCGGUAAGAAAUGUGAUAUCUUGCUACACUUCAUCUCAGUUCACUUUAGACCUCCAGUUCGUGUAACACGGGGAUAAAGUUUGGGAACACUGCUGUCUUGAUAAGCACGUACGGAGCAAGACAAUGUAAGAACAGGGUGGUUGUGACUAGCUCGAUUAAAUUUGGUUGCACUUACAUUAUUUUAUAAUUAGUUUAAUUGAAUACUAAGUUAUAUAUUUGAAUGGAUUCGAAAAAAACUGUGCCGUGGGUGCUACUGGUAAUUACGUAAAUCACAUUAAAUUACAAAUGUUAACUAUUUUAUUAAUAAUUAUAGUUAAGCACUACAUAGGACUUGCCCUGUUAUCAUUUAUUCGCAUAUAUGUACCUUAAUGUAGUUUCUUUAGAAACCAGUGAUUAAGAUCAUAGUCGAAAUAAAAUGAAGCACAAAAUUAAAAUAUUUUUACAAAUUACGAGGAGAAUUUAUGUGCAAUAUCUAUUUAGACCCUGCAUUACUUUUACACAAUUUGUUGUAUAUGUUAUACCUAUUUUGUUCACUGUUAGUGAUUUUAUUAUUAUAAUAAAUAUUGAUAAUAUUAA